Molecule: messenger RNA, 1930 nt
Organism: Perognathus longimembris pacificus (Pacific pocket mouse)
Lineage: Eukaryota; Metazoa; Chordata; Mammalia; Rodentia; Heteromyidae
Gene: Fgr
Product: FGR proto-oncogene, Src family tyrosine kinase
Exons: 13
Coding region: 231-1814 (527 amino acids)
Biological process (GO): integrin-mediated signaling pathway; protein phosphorylation; cell surface receptor protein tyrosine kinase signaling pathway
Cellular component (GO): extrinsic component of cytoplasmic side of plasma membrane
Molecular function (GO): non-membrane spanning protein tyrosine kinase activity; signaling receptor binding; ATP binding
Source: RefSeq, a predicted model, not a curated record
CCUGGCCCGGGCCACCGCAAGGAGUCCGCGGUGGCUUCCUCCUCCCUGCGCCAGGGGGCGGCGGGCACGGGGGCGGGGGCGGCACCCCAGUUCUGCCCCACAUCGGCUCAGGUGGCAGCUGGGAGCCGGGUCAGAGUCGGCCCCCCUGGACCAGGCCUCCUGCCCUCCUGAGGAUCAUGCGGUGAUCCCACUGACCCAGGAGCAAGAGCCCCGCAGGCAGGGUCCCUGGAAUGGGCUGCGUGUUCUGCAAGAAGUUGGAUUCAGCACCCAAGGAGGAUGCUGGGCUGGAGGGGGCCUUCAGGAGCUACGGAGCUGGGGAUCGCUAUGGCCCCGACCCCACUCAGGCCCGGCCUGCGUCCUCCUUCUCACACAUCCCCAACUACAACAGCUUCUCCCCCCAGCUCACCAGCCCUGCCUCCCUCGUCGGCAGCACCAUUAGGGGCUUCUCAGGGACUGGCGUGACCCUGUUUGUGGCAUUAUAUGACUAUGAGGCCCGGACAGAGGAUGACCUGACCUUCAGCAAAGGCGAGAAGUUCCACAUCCUGAACAACAAUGAAGGAGACUGGUGGGAGGCUCGGUCCCUCAGCUCUGGACACAGCGGCUACAUUCCCAGCAACUACGUGGCUCCUGUGGACUCCAUCCAGGCAGAAGAGUGGUACUUUGGAAAGAUCGGGAGGAAGGAUGCCGAGAGGCAGCUGCUCUCACCAGGCAAUCCGCAAGGGGCCUUUCUCAUUCGGGAGAGUGAAACCACCAAAGGUGCCUACUCUCUGUCCAUCCGUGACUGGGACCAAACCAGAGGAGAUCACAUAAAGCAUUACAAGAUUCGCAAGCUGGACACGGGUGGCUACUACAUCACCACGAGGGCACAGUUCGAUUCAGUGCAGGAGCUGGUGCGGCAUUACAUGGAGGUGAACGACGGGCUGUGUUACCUGCUCACGGCAGCCUGCACCACCAUGAAGCCUCAAACGCUGGGCCUAGCCAAGGACGCCUGGGAGAUCAGCCGCGACUCCAUCAUGCUCGAGCGCCGGCUGGGCACCGGCUGCUUUGGGGACGUGUGGCUGGGCACGUGGAACGGCAGCACGAAGGUGGCGGUGAAGACGCUGAAGCCAGGCACCAUGUCCCCGAAGGCCUUCCUGGAGGAGGCGCAGAUCAUGAAGCUGCUGCGGCACGACAAGCUGGUGCAGCUGUAUGCAGUGGUGUCGGAAGAGCCCAUCUACAUCGUCACGGAGUUCAUGUGCCAUGGUAGCAUGCUGGAAUUCCUCAAGAAUCCAGAGGGCCAGGCCUUGAAACUGCCCCAACUGGUGGACAUGGCGGCCCAGGUAGCUGAGGGCAUGGCCUACAUGGAGCGUAUGAACUACAUCCACCGAGACCUGAGGGCAGCUAACAUCCUGGUGGGAGAAUGGCUGGUGUGCAAGAUCGCGGACUUUGGGCUAGCUCGUCUCAUUGAGGAUGAGCAGUACAACCCCCAACAAGGGACCAAGUACCCCAUCAAGUGGACAGCCCCAGAGGCCGCCCUCUAUAGUAGAUUCACCAUCAAGUCAGACGUGUGGUCCUAUGGGAUCUUGCUCACAGAACUCAUCAGCAAGGGCCGAGUCCCCUACCCAGGCAUGAACAACCGGGAAGUGUUGGAGCAGGUGGAGCAUGGCUACCACAUGCCCUGCCCCCCAGGCUGCCCAGUGUCCUUGUACGAAGUCAUGGAACAGACCUGGCGUCUGGACCCAGAGGAGAGACCCACCUUCGAGUACCUGCAGUCUUUCCUGGAAGACUAUUUUACCUCCACAGAACCACAGUAUCAACCUGGAGACCAGACAUAGCCCCCUCUCCGUGGGUGCCCACCCGGCCUUACAGUCCCCAGGGCUCUGGUCCAAAAGCCCAGGUUUAAAACCUUAUAGAGGGGCUGGGAAUAUGGCUUAGUGGCAGAGUGCUUGCC